Priceomyces carsonii is the source of this 1083-nucleotide messenger RNA. It is a transcript of the gene DCC1, whose product is annotated as Dcc1p. The transcript has a single exon. Lineage: Eukaryota; Fungi; Ascomycota; Pichiomycetes; Serinales; Debaryomycetaceae. Gene Ontology annotation, cellular component: Ctf18 RFC-like complex; chromosome, centromeric region; chromatin. The record is from RefSeq and is a predicted model, not a curated record. Gene Ontology annotation, biological process: maintenance of mitotic sister chromatid cohesion; mitotic sister chromatid cohesion. The coding region runs from base 1 to 1083 and encodes 360 amino acids.
AUGAGUAACUAUUCUGUUUAUCAACAAACGACGGCACCCAAGGACCACACCUAUAAACUUCUCCAAUUGACUCCGGAAUUGUUAACUUACAUGAAAGAUCACAGAAACAAAGAACUAGUGAUAAAGGCUACAGAAGAAUCAAAGAACCAGUUAGUAUUAUGCACAGAAGGUAAAACAUGGAGGAUACGGCAGAUGAAUCACUCUAAUACUGUUAUUUUGCUCGAAGACUCCAGAAGUCCUCGCGUGAAAAAAGAAUUGGGUUCCGAUUCUCUUCUUGGAUUCUCUAGACUAUCUUAUGAAUAUGAGCUCUCUAAAACAAUUGGCCAAAUACAUAUAAAUCACUUGCCAGUUUACGAUGGCGAAUCGGAAAUUGAAUCCAGUAGAUCCGUCAAUGAUUUGCUUAAUAAUUCUCUCAUAUCGAGGGAGCAGUUUAAUCAUGAAUGGCACCAGUUAGGUGGGUGUCAAAUAAAUGGAAAAGCCGUAAUCUUGGCCCCAAAGUUGAUUAGCGAAGGAUUGUAUCUAUUGAUUCAGAUGAUAAUAGCCAAUAAUAUUGAUUACAAGAAAGAUAGCGUCAAUUUUGAAAGAAUACUGUUGUUGAUGCAUAACCAUAAUAAUAAAUUCACAGAUAGGAUAACCUGGACUAUUCUCAAUAAAUUUGGAACAAAAGAAGGUGAUGGAAAAUCCUUCAAGUUGGACAAUAAGGCAAUAUCUGUAUGGUUCGGUAUUGAGUCUUUGCAUAAUACAAGCACUAAGCUACUUAGUACAAAUGAUUUCUUGCUAGCUUGGAAGACUUCAUUACCUCCGUUUUACACGGUACCCAUUGAUAUAAAUUAUUUAAGAGGCUACUUCUACAGGCCAUCUGGUGACAUUAUACGGUUUCUAGAUCCGAUGUCACUUACUCAAGGAGAUUUAAAUAGUCGAAUACAGGAGUUGUUUAAAGUCACAAACGAAUGGGAUUAUGACGAUUUCUACCCAUUCAUCUCCAGACUUAUACCACCAGGAAAGAAGCCAGAGUCUUACGUAUUAAAGUAUGCCAAAAAGAAAAGGGUAGGAAAGAACAAAUUUAUUGUUUGUCCAAGAUAG